AUGGCUUCGGACCGUCAGGACGAGCGCCGGCCGCUCAUCGGACGCGUGGACGGGUCCGGCGCGCCGCUCGACCCGUCGUCGCCCCGAGCGCUGGAGGAGGGCGCGGGGGGGCCGCAUCGCCGCGCGACUCCCGCGGGCUCGACCGCGUGCGCGCGCGUGACGAUGUGCGCGAUCGCCGCGAUGGGACUCAUCGCCGCGGCGUACCACGGGCUCAACCACCACCAUCCCGCGACCGCGGCGCUCCUCGGGCUCGGCGACGCGCCCGCGGGAACCCCGGGGCUCCUUGGGCGCGAGCGUGCCGAGGCGAGGAUCGACGAGCGGAGGGCGACCGCUCGGCUGGCGCGCGUGGACGCGCGCCGCGCCGAGCGAGCCCGCGCCGUGCACGAUACCGCGAGGACAGUCGCGACGCGUGCCGACUCCCACGCGGAAGGCGACUCGAACGACAGCUGCCGCAUCAUCUUCUACUACCACGUGCCCAAGACGGGGGGCGGGUCCAUCGUGCGGUACUUUGGCGAGAUGCGAGGCGUCGACGUCAUCCGUUACGAGUCCACCAAGUACAUCACGCCCGAGAUGGGCGAGAUUUACACCUGGAACUCCGCCACCGCGGACGACCACUGGGAUCGAUACGUCCUCCCGCGCGCCCUCAAGCCCGGGAACCACCUCGUCGUGGAGCACUGGGGGCGGCCCGGCAUGGUCGAGAUGGAACGAAAGCUCGCCGACCUUCGCGCUCGCGCCGCCGCGGCCAACUGCGAGGUGAUGACCAGCACCACCCUGCGGGACCCGAUCGAUAGAGACGUGAGCGACGACGUCUUCAGGCGCAUGCGCGGCGGCGGCGACGCGGGCAUCGACUACCUCGGCGACGAGCAGACGCGGUUCUUAUUGCUCAACUCGGAGCGAGCCAGGGACGGCGUCGCUCCCCGAGACUUGUACGGCGAUCACAGGGCUCGCGUCGAGGCUGAGGGCGCGCUGCGCGCCGCGAUGCGGACGCUGCGGGACGACUUCGACGUCGUGGCGACCAUCGCGGACCUGGAGGCGCAGAAGGACGCCUUCGUGGACUUCCUGUUUGGGGCGAAGGCGAACAAAGGCGAGGGCUCUGAUGAGGCGUCCGCGACGGAGGACGAGGACGAUAGGGAGGAGGCGGCGAAAGUCUCGUCCGCCGUGGUGUCGCUGCUGUCGCAGCCGCUGGCGCGCGUGCACGCGAUCGACUACGAGAAGGAGGGGGUGGACGACGCGCGCAUGAGGGCGCUCAGGACCAAGUUUGAGCGGAGCAACGACCUCGACAAGCAGCUCUACCGGCUCGCGGCUGAGAUGUCGGCCAACGACCCGAGGCUCGCCAAGCACCGCCAAGCACCUCGUCGUUAAGUGACACCUCGUAUUACCGUAAUAAGGGUCACGCGUACCGGGGGCUGUGCACUUCACGGAUGGAGCCACUGCGCGGAUCUGGUCUGUCGGUUGACGAGCCGACAACCGCCGCCGAGUUAUUAGGCCAACCGUUGUCAUGAAUAUUAUCACACUGUACACCGCC
Molecule: messenger RNA, 1525 nt
Organism: Micromonas commoda
Lineage: Eukaryota; Viridiplantae; Chlorophyta; Mamiellophyceae; Mamiellales; Mamiellaceae
Exons: 1
Coding region: 1-1362 (453 amino acids)
Source: RefSeq, a predicted model, not a curated record